GGAGUGUUGCAGCAGACGCAGGAUCGUUUCCAGCAAAUGUCUGACCAGAUUAUCGGUCGCAUUGAUGAUAUGACAAAGCGCAUUGAUGAACUGGAAAAGAACAUAACUGAUCUGAUGACCCAGGCUGGUAUUGAGCCUGAGAUGUAA
Molecule: messenger RNA, 147 nt
Organism: Gongylonema pulchrum
Lineage: Eukaryota; Metazoa; Nematoda; Chromadorea; Rhabditida; Gongylonematidae
Source: the annotation of a GenBank genome assembly